CCGCGUUCCUGCCCACUUCCCCACUCGCCCAGCCCCUCCUCUGAACUCUGAUCAAUCCUCUCUUCCCAGACGGAGCAAAAGCAACCGCGAGACGAAAGAGAGCGCCGGCGAGAGUUCGAGAUGGACCUCCUGGAGCGGCACCUCGACGCCGUCGCCUUCCGCGCCUACUCCCUCCCCGAGGUCGCCGCGGCCUGGACCUGCCUCGCCGCCGCCCUCGCCGCCGCCGCCGCGGCGGGGCUCUGGCGCCGACGGUCCUCCACUGCGCCGUCCGAUGCGAUCGCGGGAGACGCGAACUCGAAGCCUCUGGAGUCGGAGCGGUGUCCUCCGCCGUUGAUGAUGUCGUCUCCGCCGGAGAAGGAGAGGCUUCCGGAGCCGAAAUCGUCGUCGGCGCCGGCGCCGAGGGAGAGGUACACGGCGUACUACUACGACGACAGCGGCUGCGUCGGAAGCUGCUACAUGGACGAGGAGGAAGAGGGGGAGGAGGAUCAGGAUAUGGAAGAUGAAGAGGGUGUAUACGGGCCGCCGGCGCCGGAGGAGACGGAUCCGUUCCAGUGGGAGGUGGUGAGGUCGCUGCCUCUCACGGCGCCUGCGCGGUACGGAAUCUCCAGGCCGCCGCUCGGAGGCAGCGUCGUCAGGUUGUGGGACCAGGCCGCCGGGACCGGUAGGGGCUUCACGGCGAGCCCGAGACGACGGAGUGGUACAGCCGCCGCCGCUGAUCUCGGCCUCCUCGUCACUCCAAAAUACUGCUACUAGCAGCACAUCAACACAGAGCAGUCGUAGACCAGUAGCUUUGGAUUCGGAAGCAAAAUUGUUUCCGUAGCUUUAGCCGUUGUUGUUGGAAUAACAUUGUAAUCCUAUCCAAACUUUGCGCGCUGGCUGCGCAACCGGUGUCCAGGCUUGGGACUUGGGAGCAUUGGGUUCAUCAUCUGCCUGACAAUCCAUCGAUGAACUGAAUGCUCUGUAGAAAGAAAUUAACGUGUUCAGUUGAGCGACGUGUUUUCUCCCU
Brachypodium distachyon (stiff brome) is the source of this 1006-nucleotide messenger RNA. RefSeq lists its product as uncharacterized. Bases 121 to 753 code for a protein of 210 amino acids. The transcript has a single exon. NCBI's taxonomy places the organism in Eukaryota, Viridiplantae, Streptophyta, Magnoliopsida, Poales, Poaceae. The record is from RefSeq and is a predicted model, not a curated record.